AUGGACGACGCAUGGAGUUCAUCGAAGAAGGCGCCAGUCUGGACUGGCGGCGAAGGCGGUGGCGCAGAGGCAUUCGCGCAGGCCGUAUCCGAGAUGGUGAACCACAAGCAGGUCUACGACAUGCUCGAAACUCAAUCCCAAGUGUACAAGUCGCUCAAGACGUCGCAAGAGUCGUUGACGGCCUUCAACGACUUCUCGGCCACCCUCUACCGCAACACACACCGGGACUUUGAGCGGCGCACGAAGAUGAUCAAGGACAUGCAGAAGGACCUCGAGUAUAUCUAUCGCAAGCUCAAGUUCUUGAAGGGGAAGGUGGAGGAGGUGACGGGGGUGCCGCCGGACGUGGUGCGCGCCACCCUGCGCGAGAUGGACCGGGCCAAGGCCGCCUUCCUCGGCGAAGAGGAGGAGCAGCCACCGCAGCGGAACGACGACGAGGAGAAGGAGUCGGAGCCCGUCGGCACCACUCCGCAGCAGCAGCAGCAGCCACCACAGGCGGCGGCAGAAGCAGGAGAAGAAGCGAAGCGAGUACCUGAAGCCGAAGCCGAAGCUGAAGCUGACGAUGGCGGAAGAAGUGUGGAAGUGCAGGGGGACGACACGCCGGCGGAGCAAGCGGUGAAGGUGGAGGUGGUGAAAGAAGAAGAAGAAAAGAAAGAAGAAAAGGAGAAGGAGGAAGAAGAGCAAAACACAGAAACGAAGGGCGAAGAGGGAGAAAAGAAGGUGGAAGAGGUGGUGGAGGAAGAACCACAAACACCGCCUCCCGCUGCUUCAUCGGCGACGGCAACGUCAUCUGCCGACCAGGAACGGACGUCGGCGCCGUCCGAGGUUUCGCUGUAA
Molecule: messenger RNA, 834 nt
Organism: Acanthamoeba castellanii str. Neff
Lineage: Eukaryota; Discosea; Longamoebia; Acanthamoebidae
Exons: 4
Coding region: 1-834 (277 amino acids)
Biological process (GO): lysosome localization
Cellular component (GO): BORC complex
Source: RefSeq, a predicted model, not a curated record